This is a messenger RNA of Oryzias latipes (Japanese medaka), 1626 nucleotides long. It is a transcript of the gene sfrp2l, whose product is annotated as secreted frizzled-related protein 2 like. NCBI's taxonomy places the organism in Eukaryota, Metazoa, Chordata, Actinopteri, Beloniformes, Adrianichthyidae. The record is from RefSeq and is a predicted model, not a curated record. Gene Ontology annotation, molecular function: Wnt-protein binding. Gene Ontology annotation, biological process: non-canonical Wnt signaling pathway; canonical Wnt signaling pathway.
AAAUACUGCAUAAUCUUAAUUAAAAGACCACUGGUAAUAAUUUUACAAUCGAUCAAAAGAUGAUUGGAGUGAAACUUGAAUAUAAAAAGCCUAUAAAGUGAAGGCACACUGGUAAGGCUCUGUACGGCUGCAGAGGUGGGCUGAAGGAGGUGCCUGUCUCUUCAUCACCUCCUGUUUCCUCCACUCCUCUCCGUUUCCACCUUCAGGAGUUGCAGCGGCUGGGAUCCAACCUGAAGGCAGUAUGUUUAUCUUCCUGCUCAGCCUGGUGGCUCUGCCGCCUGCAGCCUCCCACGACCCCGGCAGCGUGGCUCUGCUGACCCCGCUCGGACAGCCGUCCCUCCGCUCCGUGUGCAAACCCAUCCCGAACACCCUGUCGCUGUGUCACGGCAUCGGCUACCGGCGCAUGUGGAUCCCCAACCUGCUCGGCCACGACAGCCUGCGGGAGGUGCAGCAGCAGUCGGCGGCGUGGCUGCCCCUCGUCUCCAAGCUGUGCCACGGAGACACCAAGAAGUUCCUGUGCUCCCUGUUCGCGCCCGUCUGCCUGCCGGAGCUCAGCGGGCCCGUCAGCCCCUGCAGGGGCCUGUGCGAAGCCGUGCGGGACGGAUGCGUGCCCGUCAUGAGCGCCUUUGGCUUCCCCUGGCCAGAGAUGUUCAACUGUUCCCGGUUCCCCCACGGAACCGAACUCUGUAUCCCGGCAACCGGGGCGCGGGAGGGGCGGACUGAAGAGGAGGUCCGGCACGAGGAGGCGCUCAAGGGGAGCAUCAUUUGCGAUGUAUGCAGUCUGGCUGUAGAAGGAGAAAGUGAAAUCCAAGAAAACUUCUGCCACAGUCCAUACGCCUUGAAGAUGCGUCUGGACAGCGUGUCUACAGUGGGCCGGGACCGCCAGCUGGUGCCGCAUGCCCGCAGCCGCAUCCUCCGGUGGGCAGGCGGAGGCGCAGAGAGGGUUCAAGAAUUUGGAAGUGCGAUGGUCUAUGGCGCUCUGUGGCUGCAAGAGGGCGGCAGCUGUAUCUGUCCUGGAUUGGAUGCUGCGAGGGUAAAAGAAGACGCAGAGUCCGCUGAAGGGCAGGUGGAUGGGAAGCAAAGCAAAGAUGGAGGGAAAGUGGAGAAAGCAGCCUCUGGUGGGUGGUUCUUAUCCCUGGCUCAGGCUGAGGAGGGAAGACUGGUGCUGACUCGACUGCUGAGGUGGACCAGAGGGGAGAGAGAACUCAGGAAGUUCAUCAGAUCGCUCAUCAAAAAACCUUGCCCAGAUGUUUAAAGUGAUUGGCUCCAACCUAAUAUUUGUGCCACUGAUGUUUUCAUAACACACAACACAAACUGUGUAAGUUUAGGACUUUUAGCAUUUCCAAAAUAUUGCUGUAAAACCACAUUCACUUAAGACCAAACAGCGUCAAUAGAAAACAAUGCAAAUGUAGUCAUUUUGUCUGUUAACACCAGUUAGAGCACAUCUGCAAAAGUCACAAAGGAAAUAUAUAAAAAAAAGACAUUUUGCAUCCUUUAAACUGGAGAAGGAGGCUUUUUUUUUCUAUAAACAGGCAAAAUGGAAAAUAUAUUUUUUUGGUGAAAUGACUGUAAACUGAUGUAUUCGUAUACAUUUGCAUAAAAGCCUACAGUCUGGUUCUACUGUGA